Molecule: messenger RNA, 857 nt
Organism: Leptinotarsa decemlineata (Colorado potato beetle)
Lineage: Eukaryota; Metazoa; Arthropoda; Insecta; Coleoptera; Chrysomelidae
Gene: scat
Product: VPS54 subunit of GARP complex scat
Biological process (GO): Golgi to vacuole transport; retrograde transport, endosome to Golgi
Cellular component (GO): GARP complex
Molecular function (GO): syntaxin binding
Source: RefSeq, a predicted model, not a curated record
GUAACAAGCUUAAGGCAUCUACCCUCACAACUGAAGGAAAUGCUAAAACUAAUAGAUAAAAUGCUUAGCACAGAGUUUGAACGAUAUGCAGCUGCAGAUCUUCAUCGUCCACUAGAGUCAAAUGAAGGUGUUUUGGAACAAGAACGGCUUGUUAGCUUAGUGGCAGGUCUUCUCAGACAGAAUCAUCUUCAGUUCUUGGAAACAUAUAAAAAGGAAGCUAUUACAGCUGCUCAAGCACUUUUGAAACAAUUGAUGAUCGAGCAGUUAGCAGAUGCAGAGGAUGAACUGAAUGAACUUACAGGAUCUGGAGAAAUUGCUCCAAGUAUGGAUGCUGCUCAUUGGUUGAAAGUCUUAAAAUUGGCAAGCAGAGCAUUGUGUAAACUUAUUGAUAGAGUGAAAGCCGUUCACGAUGUUAUCAAAGAAACCACUGCGAUUAGUGCGGGACUUCAUCCUCCCAAUCCAGAUUUGACAUCUAGAACUGAUAAUUUCCUGUCAUUAGAAGACUACAAUAGAGUAGAGAUAAAACUCAAAGAUCUCUUGACUUCAGUAUGCGACUAUUGCAAUGAACGGCUAGCUUCAUUAGUGAGUACACAAUCUGACAAGCAAUCCGUGAAUGCCUCCCAAGUAACUGAACUAUCAAAUAUCGUGGAAAGUUUCACAGAAUCAUGUGAAAAUGUAUGUGGAAGGCAGAGUGCAGCUCUAAAAGCAGCAUUCAAAAUUCAAGCUGGUAAUUAUGUUCACAAGUUUCACAGUCAACGAAAGAACAAAUUGCAGUUGCUGUUGGAUGCCGAGAGGUGGAAAGUAGUUGAUGUGCCUGCUGAGAUUCAAAUUCUAGUCGAUACUUUAGCUUUAGGUGA